Epithele typhae is the source of this 1131-nucleotide messenger RNA. RefSeq names its product NAD(P)-binding protein. The record is from RefSeq and is a predicted model, not a curated record. The transcript is spliced from 7 exons. The coding region runs from base 1 to 1131 and encodes 376 amino acids. Gene Ontology annotation, molecular function: oxidoreductase activity. Lineage: Eukaryota; Fungi; Basidiomycota; Agaricomycetes; Polyporales; Epitheliaceae.
AUGCCCCCUCCGCCACGGCUGCCCACCUCCGCGAAAGCUCUCGUAGUGCGCAAGUCUGCGAACCCCACAAAGCCCGUGUUCCACGACGCGGUGAUCGAGACACGGCCCAUCCCCGCGCUGAAGCCUGGAGAGCUACUGGUCAAGGUCAACGCUGUAGCGUUCAACCACAGAGACUCGUGGAUCCGCAAGGGGCUGUAUCCUGGCAUUGGAUUUGGAAACCCGUUCGGGACGGACGGUGCCGGUAUUGUCGUCGCGGCAGCGGACGUGUCCGAUCCCCUGCUCAACAAGCGCGUCUUCUUCAACCCCACGCGGGGCUGGAUAUCCGACCCCGACGCCCCGGAGACAACGCGACCGUUCACUCACGCCAUGGGGGGCAGCGUGACCGCGGUUGGGGCGUCCGCGUUCACGGCAUUCGGCACGUUCGCCGAGUACGUCGUCGUCGAGCGCGAAGAGGUCCUCGAGACCCCGGCGCACCUCGACGACGUGCACGCUGCCGCGUGGCCGCUUGGAGGCCUCACUGCGUGGAGGGCAACGAUGAUCAACGGCGGCGUGGUGUCCGGGGACAACGUGCUCAUAACGGGAGUCGGCGGCGGCGUCGCGCUGCUCGCCAUGCAGCUCUGCGUCGCCCGCGGCGCAAACGUCUACGUGACGAGCGGGAGCCCGGAGAAGAUCCGUCAAGCGGUCGAGCUCGGCGCGAAGGGCGGGGUGAGCUACAAAGACAACGGCUGGCCCACACACCUCCGGAAGCUGCUCGACCAGCACGGCGGCGGCCUGCUCAGCACCGUGAUCGACUCCGCCGGCGGCGACAUCAUGACCAAGACCUCGCCCCUGCUCAAGCAAGGCGGUCGCGUCGUCGUCUACGGCAUGCACGCGCACCCGGCGGUGACGAUGACGAUGCGCGAGGUGAUGCGGAACCAGCGGAUGCUCGGCUCGACGAUGGGCUCCCGCGCGGACAUGCGCGCCGCGACCGCCUUCCUCGCCGCGCACCGGCUCGUCCCCGCCGUCUCGCACGUGCUCGACGGGCUCGAGGCUGCCCGCGAAGGCUUCGACCUCCUCGAGCGCGGCGAGCAGUUUGGCAAGAUCGUGCUCAGGAUCGGGCGCGGCGCGGACGAAGCGAAGGCGAUGUUGUAG